ACCCGGAGAGCCUCGCAGACAGAGAGGAACCCAAGCAACUCCUGCAUCUCCAUCUCCAAUCCUCACCCUCUUAAAACUUCCUCACCCCUGCUGACUCACCUCUCACAAUAGACUUCCUCUCCAAGCCUGAAGGGAAAAGAAGGGGCGAUACGGUUUCUGUACAACAAUGGAAAUUCAAUCAGGAAAUGGAGAGGAGGUGGCGAGUACAGUGUCGACGACCUCGGGCUUCGUUUCCCAGAGUUCCCCUGGGCCGCAGGUAGAGGCAUCACACGAUCCAGUGCUCAGAGAGGACCUGCAGGCUGCCAAGAGGAUUGAGAGGUUUGACAUUCCACUUGAUAACCUGAAGAGGAUGUUUGAGAAGUCUGGUGCUGGAAACACAGAAGUGACAAGCACCUCCUCGCCCAAAAGAGUGUCGUCCGGUAGUGGCACACAGGCUCACCCUUCACCAGAUCUCACCAUGGACUCCCCUAAGGACAGCGCUCUUUGUCCACCAGGACGUCCUGAGGAAGAGCAGGAGGGCGAGUCGGUGUCGGUGAAGGAGCGUCUGGCGAUGUAUCAGGCGGCCGUGUCCAAGAAAGAAACCAGCAGCUCCUCCUCUGCAGCGGUGAUGGAUGAGUCCGAGACCUGUUCGCUGCCAGGAGGUCUGGCCAGUGUGAAGAAACAGUUUGAGAGCCAGGAGUUUGCCUCUUCAUCCUCCCAGUCCAGCGUCGCCCAGUUUCACUACGAGCAGAGAUCUGUGCAGGAGGUGUCAAGCUCCUCGGAAGUGACGGUGAGAAGCAGUGCCAGAGAGGUCGUUCCCGCUACAACCCUCUUUCACAGUCAACAAGAGGUGAUCCAUGACGAAAGAGUCCACCAGAACAAUGUGGCUGCCAGCUACGGGAACCAUUACAAUGAAACAGUUAUGCUCGUCGGAAGCGAGGACUUACCAAAGGUUUCCACUCAGGCUUUGAAGCAGCAGUAUGAAAAAACGAUUGAGGAAGCCGCACCAGCCAAGGAAAUUAAGGUUGAUGUGGAUUUCAACCAGUUUCAGUGGACACCAGUUCAUCAGUCCUCCAAAGCCUCAACCAAGACAAGCUAUGACAUGUCCUCCACCGUAAAGACGGCCAGUGCCUCAUCCGUAGCGUCCGCCUCUUCAGUUAAUUAUGAGAUGCCCGAUCACUUCCCUCCCCCACCCAUGAACCUGUUACAGGACACUCCUGAGUGCAUCUCUUCCCAGACUCAAGACUCAGCCUCCCAGCAUAAGCACACUGCUUCUAAGGAGCAGUACUUUAAACACAAGAGCCAGGCUGAACUAAAGCGCAUCUACAAGCACAUGAAUCCAGACGUACGCAAGAACCUCGAGGAGGACUUCUUGCUUGAGCUCACUGAAGCGGAGAAGAAGGACUUUGAAAGCGAGGAGCUGGUGGGAGAAGUCCAGCAGGCGUGCUAUUUGUUUGAAAAUGACGGUGACAACUCGAGUAGGGGUUCGAGUCCUGACAGAGAGUCCGUGGAGUGGGACGAGGUCCUCAAAGGCGAAGUGCAGAACAGGCGCUGGAUGUUUGAAAAUAAGGCUCUUGAUGAGAUCAAAAAUGACACACUGGAUGAGGACGAGGUGAGGAAUAUCGCCCAGCAGGAAAUCAUUGCGGGCAAAGAUGUCAGACACACAGCUUGGAUGUUUGAGACUAAGCCCAUGGAUGCUCUCGGGAUAGAAGGGACUGAAUCCGCAGAGCAGUUGCAGAAAUCGACUGAUCUCGCAAGAGGAGAUGUCCGUACUGCUACAUGGCUUUUUGAGACGCAGCCACUGGAUUAUCUCAAUAAGAUUUACCAAGAAGACGAGCAGGAGACUGAUAUUGUCGCCACCAAGAGCAUUACGGGCGGAGAUGUGAAAACGGCUAGAUAUCUCUUUGAGACCCAGCAUCUGGAUUCAAUGGGGAAAACAGAAACCAUUGAGGAGAGCCACUUCCUUAACCUGAAGUCAGAGCUGGAAGAAAUCAAAGGCGAUGUGAAGACAACCACUCGCAUGUUUGAGACCCAGCCCAUGUGUGUCAUUAGGGGGGAUUCAGGAGAGAUGUUGGAGAUCACCACCAUCCGCAGGGAGGAGACGGCGAAAGGAGACGUCAAGACAUCCCGCUGGAUGUUUGAAACCGAGCCUCUGGAUAUGAUCAAUAAAGACCCUGCGAUGGUGAAGCUCAUUUGUGGCAUAUCCAUGGAGGACAACAUCCAAGGCGGUGUGAACAAAGGUAGAUGGCUUUUUGAGACAAAGACCCUUGACACCAUUAAGGAUGAGGAGUGGGAGGGUUCCAGGAAGCAAAAGGAAGACAUAAUUGGUGCUGAUGUGAGGAAGCACUGUCUGGUUUUCGAGACUCAGUCUAUGGAUACUCUGAAAGACAACGCCAAUGCUAGACCUUUACCUGCAGAGGAAAUUGUAGGAGGAGAUGUUCGAUCAGCCAAACAUCUGUUCGAGACAGUACCCAUGGAAAAUCUGAAAGAACUGCUGGAAGUGGGAAAACUGAAGAAAAUGGUUGCAUCUGAAGAGGAAAAGGGAGAUGUGAGGCAUCAAAAGUGGGUCUUUGAGAGCCAGCCCCUGGAGAAUAUAAGAGAGGAGAAGAGGGAGAUUACAAGAACUGUGAACGUUGAAGCUCUCGAAAUAGGAGAUGUGACAAACUAUAAAGAAAGGUUUGAAAGUAUGGAUUUAAGCAAGUGUGAAGGAACACAGAGAAUUCAAGUUGAAGGUGUCACAAGUGGAUCCGUCAAAUCCAACAGAGUUCUUUUUGAAUCUACCCCGAUGUAUGCUAUGCAAGACAGCUUUGGUCAUUAUCACGAGGUAAAGACCGUGAGGCGGGAGGAGAUUGUGAAGGGUGAUGUGCGCAGCUGCAGAUGGAUGUUUGAAACACGUCCCAUUGAUGAGUUUGAUGAAAGCAUCAAUAAGUUUCAGAUCAUAAAAGGUAUAUCAAAGCAGGAAGUCCAGUCCGGGGAUGUCAAAACAGCUAAGUGGCUGUUUGAAACUCAAGCGCUUGAUGCCAUUAAAAGUGCCAACCAUUUGGAAGAUGAAGAACAAAAAACUAAGGAAGAUAUUGAAAUUGAGAAAGGGGACGUUAAGACCUGCAGGUGGCUAUUUGAGACUCAACCGAUGGACGUUCUGUAUGAAAAAAUGGAGAAGAGUGAGGCUGAUGUGGAAGAAGUUCAAAAAGGAGAUGUCAAAACAUGCACAUGGCUCUUCGAGACCCAGACACUUGACAACAUACGUGAUCAUACAGAGUCUGACACCAUUCUGAAAACCUGCACUGUGAAUCAAGAUGACGUCCAAGGAAAAGAUGUAAGACUGGCUCGCUUCCUCUUUGAAACUGAGAACCUGGAAAAUAUCACAGGUGAGGACAGGAGGUCUUUCAGGAGGGUCACAAAAAUCGAUAUCGACUCAGGGGAUGUUUCCAGGAUGAAGUACAUCUUUGAGAACCGCUCUUCUGACAUCAUGAGCUCCACUUCCCAGGAAACAAUGCACAGGAUGAAAACGCAGCAGGCCGAGGACAUCCAGGCGGGAAACGUCGUCAACUGCACCUAUAUGUUUGAGAAUCAGCCAAUUGAUGCCAUACGUGACGAUUCCACAGAGACCAAGGAGAGUCGCACUGUGACUGACGUUCAGGGGGGCGACGUUGGCAAAGGCCGCUUCAUCUUUGAGACAUACUCUCUGGAUGAAAUUAAAGAGGAGUCCUCUGAGACUGAUAUUUCUAAACUCGCUAGUAUCUUCAGAGAUAAAGAAGAGAGGGGGGAUGUGAAGAAUUACACCAUGAUGUUUGAAACUCAGCCGCUCUACGCCAUCUGUGACAAAGAGGGCCAUUAUCAUGAAGUAACUACAGUUACCAAGGAGGAAAUCAUUAAAGGAGAUGUGGUGGGAGCUCGAUGGCAGUUUGAGACAAAGCCUCUGGAUUCAAUUAGAGAUUCAGAGCAGGUCUAUGUGAUUAAAUCUGUGACUGAGGAAGGCAUCAACAAAGGAGACGUUAGCUCUGCGAGGUGGAGGUUUGAAACGCAACCCCUGGAUGAAAUUGCAGAGGACAUAAAAACCAGGUCUAAAACAGUUGAAGAUAUCCAAGGAGGCGAUGUAAGGACAAAUAAGCAGCGAUUUGAGACUGAUGAGAUGUCCCAAAGGUACAUCAGAACAGUUAGCGUGAGCGAAAUCCAAAAAGGCGAUGUCAGAUCUGCCACGUGGAUGUUUGAAACGCGCACAAUGGAUGAGAUCCACAGUGAAGGCGCAGAGUACGAUGGCAUGGAGAAAGUGACAAAAGAGGAAGUAAUGAAGGGGGAUGUCAAACAGUCUGUGUGGCUCUUUGAGAAGCAGCCUCUUGACAGCAUCAAACAGACUGACGGAUCAGAGCUCCUUGUCUCCAAGGAGGAAAUCCCACAGGCCGAUGUGAAGACAACUACAUGGCUAUUUGAAACAACUCCCUUCAAUAAUUUCAAUGAGAGCAGCAUGGAAAAGACAGCAAUAAUAGGUAAAAGCGUCAAAGGGACACUUGAGGAGCUUUACAGUCAGAAAAUGGUCGAGUCACAGGGUGUUCUCAUCGAGGCAGAUGAGAUCGGCGAUAUCCGCAUGGCAAAGUAUAAACUGAUGAACCAGGAAGCUCCCCAAAUCCAAAGGGAAGAGAUUAUCAGGGGGGAUCUGAGCAACAUAAUGAUGAACCUGCUGAACCGUAGGGAGAUCACUGAAAAGGGGAUAACUAUUGACAUGGAGGAGCGGGGGAAUAUAAACACCACAGUGAAGCAGCUAUUCACAAAGGAAAGGGGAAUCAAUGUGGAGAAAGAGGAAAUUAUCCGUGGCGACAUUCAAGAGGCCGUAAACAAUCUGCUCAAGAGUGAAGGCUCCUCCAAGCAUGGCAUUCUGAUUCAAGAGGACGAGAAAGGAGACGUGAGGAUGACUAUUUAUUCCCUUUUGAAUAAAGGAGAGAGGUCUAGCACGGAGAAGGAGGACAUCAUUCAUGGUAACGUAAGCAAAACCCUUCAUCGUCUUCUCUCCAACUCAGGAGCAGAAGACGCUAAAAGAAUAAGGGUCGGAGACACGGAAAGGGGUAACGUCAGCUUUUACUCCACAUGCAUUGAGUCAGGAGCCUUGGAUUACCUGAAGCAGCUUCAGGGCCAAACCGAUGAAGCUCAGGAAAAAGUGGAGAAGGAGAAUAUCAUAGGUGGCGACAUUCAGGAGACCAAAAUCUUGCUGCAGAAGAAUCAGCAGCAGAUUGGUCGCACUGUGGCAGAGCAAGACAUACUUCCCGGUGACGUUCACAGCAAUGUUAAAGUCUUCAUGACAGAGCCUGCGGUUACCUACAGGAACCUGGAGAAAAGGGAUAUUGUUAAAGGUGACCUUACUGCAGCCAUGAGUUCACUGACCCAUGCCAUCAAUCAGAAAGUGGUCAUCGACAAAGAGGAGGUGGUGAAGGGAGACAUACCUACUACUUUAAGGUCUCUGGAGGAGGCGCAGCAUCAAAAUAAAGGAAUGGAAAAGCCUGAAAUUGUCAGGGGAGACAUCAGAGGUGCCCUCGUGUCACUGGAGAAAUCUGCAACCACCAAUACGGGAGCGACUGUGGAAGAUCUGGUGCCGGGUGAUAUCAAAGGAACCCUGAAGUCCCUAGAGGAGGCAAAGCAAGCUGUAAAAGAGGUGGAAAAAGAGGAAAUCCUCAAAGGAGACAUCCACAUGGCCAUGCAGAGUUUACAUGUAGCAACAAGCGAGAAAAAGACUUACCAGCAUCAAGUGAGCGAACAAGGGGAUGUUAAAGCCACCAUCCAGCACUUGCUAGAGCCAACGACUUCUCCUAAAAUGCAGCGCAGGGGGAGCAUUGAAGGAGAUGUAAAAACUUCUAUAAAAUGUCUCUAUGAAGGACAGGAUUCAACACUGAUGGAGAAAGAGGAAGUGGUAAAAGGGGACGUUCAAGGUGCAAUAAAGAAUCUAAUGCAAAGAAAACAAUAUUCAAAUCCCAAGCGUUCACACAAGAAAGCAAAAGUGCCCGUGAAAAAUGCAUUAAAUGUAAAGCAAGUGGAGCAUGAAUGCCUACAUGAAGCCAAGAGUGAGAGUGUGGCAGUCAAUCCAGCCCCCGCUGUGAAAAAGCUCUCUGAGAGCAGUGAGUCACAGAAGCACACACAGAGGCAGAACGAAAGCAAAUCGUUGCAAACGCAGGUAAUAACCCAAGAGGAACACUCUGUUACUGUAGCCAAAACAGACAAUACUACUGGGGCCUCUCAACACAAGAGCAUGAAAGAACAAAAACCCAAAGUGCUGCCCCCACAGAAAAUACAAGCUCCCAAGCCUAUUAUGAUAAAGCAUAAACAAAUGACUAAUAAUGAUCAAACAGAAUCAAAAGCAGUCGAUGUGAACGUGAUGAAAGAGGUGCAUAGCACAUCACAGAGCAAUAUUUCAAACAAGCAAUCGUGUGAAACAAAGACAAUCAAACAGGUGCAGACUACAGUGACGGAGAAAACGGUCGUGCAUAAGCAGAAUGUGUCCGAGCAGAUGUCUCAAAAGCAAACUGAGAAGAAGGAAAUCACACAAAAGCAAACUGAGAAGAAGGAAAUCACACAAAAGCAAACUGAGAAAAAGGAAAUCACACAAAAGCACAACAUGAAAAAUAUAAAGGGUGAAUACCGUAACCUGGACAUGAAAGGGAAAAGUGUAAUCAAAAAGGCCAGGCCGGAGAUUCACUUCCCCCCUCCUCCCUCUUCACCGCCUCCGUCCUCAGAGUCUGAGCUCUCUCUCCCUCCACCGCCAUCCCCAGUGCUGGAGUGCCCAGCCCCCCCUACUUCUAUCAUGAGGCAGGACAGCGACCUCCCACCUCCACCACCUCCGCCUCCCAUGGAAGGCAAGUCUGAGCCUGACUUUUUCCCUCUUCCUCCACCUCCUCCGCAAGAUUUUCUCCCUCCACCUCCCUCUCAGCAGGAGCUUUAUGCUAUGCCCCAGUCUCCCCCUGCUAAGCUGGGAAAACCCAUCGGCAAGCCUUUAUUCAAAGUGCCCAAGCAACCAGAAACACUGAAGCUCCCGGUACAAGUUAAACCUAAAUGGCAGAAAAAGCAGCCCACUCCUUCACCACCCCCACCCCCACCUCCACCUCCACCUCAGCUCCCUCCUGAGCAAGCAGAAACUGUCUCAACAGAGCGUAAAGAAGAAGUUCAUGAAGUGAAAAUGGAAACCAAACACAUUGAAACAAGCAAACAGAUUCAGUCUGAGUCAAAAGCAAUGUCACCAACAAAAAUACCAAGCAUCCCAGCUAUGAAACCUAGAGAGAGUCCACAGCCGCCUAAAAAAGUGUUUGUCCCUCCUAUUAAACUGCCUCCAACUCCUGAACCCCCAAAAUCGAGACCUUUUGCUCGCAAAUUUAAAACCCCUCUCAUGCUUGCAGAGGAAAGGUACCGCCUACAGCUAGAGAAAGAGGAGUCCAUGAAGAGUACUGUCACAUCUCCCACUUCUCCACCAAUUAAUCUACCCUCCUUUGCUGCCAGUCCUGAGCCUCCUGCAGCACAGAAAACGGACCCAGAGGUCGCCACGGAAGCCACAAAGGCAAAGUGCGAAGAAGUUAAGGCUAUUUCCAAAGAAGGUACACCGCCUCCCAAGAAAACCCCUUCCCAGAUCCCUUUGAGCAAACCCUUGAUCUCAGUGGUAAAUAAGAAAUCAGCUACAGGAUCUUCAAGUGUGUCCGUAGAUAAAAAGCACGUUGCCAGCGAGCACUCCUCAGAAAAAGUGCUUGCCUCAACUGAUGUCACUGCAAAGAGCCAAACCGCAGCCAAGAAUCAGACCGUCGUUUCUCAGUCUCAUCGUGAGGCCUCAAGUAUUGAAGUCCAGUCAUGCUCAAAUGUGGUCACUUCUUCUGUCACGGAGCAGCAGCAGUUUAUUAAGAAAUCCAGCACCAGGUCUAUCACUGCCACACAAAGUGAUGUCCAUGAAAAUGCAAAUCUACAAAGCCAGACUGCGGUCACUUUGAAAGCUGAAGAUGUAAAGAAUAUUAAUGCGCCUCUGACACUGGAGGGGAAAAUGAGUCCCUCUCAUCCCACAAAAAUCCCAAAGGUAACUCCAAGUUUCAAGGUGAAAACCUUCAAGAUGCCAACAGAGAAGAAAGAGGAAAAGUUGGACUGCGAGAUGAAAGGUGAAGUGCAUUUACAGCAAGAGAAAAGCAAUGUUUCACAGAAAAGUGAAACAAAAGUGAGUCAGAAUAGCGACCAGGUGACGUCUGCAAAAACUGAGAUGAAAACAGAAAUUAAAGUAAGUGAGAAGAAUAGUCACGUGACCCCACCUAUGGAGAAAGUCAAAGUGGAGGUGCAAGUGAAAAAGGGAACACAGAUGCAAAAGAAAGAGGCUGGAGUACAGCUGUCACCAUCAGUCACCGUUUUAAUGCCCAAGGUGGCUAAGAUAACAUCUGCAGCAACUCAUCAAGGACAAAGCCAUGCAUCCGUGUCCCACAGUCAGCAGAGCAUGAAGACAGAGAGCGUGCAAAGACACGAGGAGGUGGUGGUGACUGAGAGGGUGGUGCAGCAGCAACGCCUUCAGAAGCAGGAGGUCGUUCAGGUGCAAAAACAAAUAAAUGUUCAGACAGCAGAAACAAGUAAAACGCAGAUAAAUGCAAUAAAGUCCAAAGAUUUCCCUAAGAACGUGUCUGCACAAGCAAUUGGGAAAAUGACCCAUAAAGAGGAGGCUCUUUCCGAAGAAAUCACAGAUUUUGAGAAAUGUAAUGUAAUGCAGAAGCUGCUCGUUGAAAUAAAGGAGCUGGAAGGCACACCGAGCAAAAUAAACUCCAACUCUGUCAGGAUGAUAAUAACCGAAGUCCCUGACUGGGCCAUGGGCGCGGAUGAGAAAAAUAAUUUAAGUGAAAUUGCUAAACAGCAAAGUAAGAAAAAGCUGAAAGAGAUGAUGGUGUAUGUGAAGAACAUUUUCCAAACAAAGCUCAUAACUUUAAGGGAAACCUUGACAGCCGUGGAAGAGAAGGAAGAGAAGGAAGAGAAGGAAGAGAAGGAAGAAGCGCCAGCGCCGCCGGCAGUGCCUCCAAAACCUGACAAGAAAGUUUUCAGCGGAGCAACCACCAAGAUUUCAAAGAUCAGUAUCGGCUCGUCUAAGAGUGAAAGGAAGGUGGUGGAGGAGAAAAAGUCAAUCCAGGAGAGAAAAGUGCACCAGGAGAUAAGUGAGGCGUCUGAUCAGAGGGUGUCCUCCCCGUUAGCCAGCAUCCGAAGUCCCUCACCCACUUUUAUUAGUAUUGAGUCAAGGAGGAUCGACUCGCCCCUCAGAGUGACCCCGUCUCCUCCACCCUACAAGUCAGUCGGGACGCCCCCGCCUCCUCCUCGCAAGUCAUUCACUCCCACAUCUCCCUUUAGAGCCACGCCGUCACCUACGAUGAGUCGCUCAGAGAAGCUGAUGAAACUGAGGGAUACCACCUCCAUGCUCUCUCGCGGCUUCACCCCACCACCUCCCAUGCAGGUGCAAGAGUGUUUUGCAGCUGAACGAGAGCUAUCUUCCUCACUAAGCGACAGGGAGACUCCCGUAGAGAGAGAUGAGCAAAGGUUGAUGGAAGCUGCAGAAAGUGGGGACUCCAUGAUGACUGUAAGAGAUAAGAAGUCUUUCUUUGAGGAGGCGCAGAAGGCGGAGGUGAGCAAGACGUACAUGCGUAAGGAUCCCAUCGAUAUCCCUGAGCGACUGGGAGCUGAUGCAGAAGAAGGCACUGACGUUGUGACUAUAGACCUCACGAAAGAGCAUCUCCCAAGAGUUGAUCUGUCUAAGCUGGUAAACAGAUUUGAGUCCCCGCAACCAAAGGUCUACAACAGAAAAGAGCCUAUUGUCAUCACGGAGAGGCUGGGGAGCGAUACGGAGGAAGCGGAGGACGAGGGGCCGAAAACGGACGAAAUCCCGACAUUCAACGUCAAGGCGAUAAAGAAUGUGUUUGAGACAGGAGAGCUCAGUUCUCAGGCGGCACGAGACCUCAGAGAACAAAUCGAAAGAAGGGAAUCUGAGCCGGCGGGUCACUCAGAAACGACAGCGGUCGCCGAGCAAUUCUGCACCAUUGACAUCUUCGGGAACAUCACAGACGGGAGUGAGGGCUCCGUGACCCGCGGUAACCCUCCGUCCUACGCCGAUGUGGUGAGAGGCGCGGUCCAGACAGUCCCCGUGCCCCCAGAGGCGUCCACCGAGGAACUGCUGAGAAAUUUCCAGCAAUCGUGGGCCGAGAGCCAAGGAGUUUUCCAGAACCUGGGUUUCAGCGUCACCGAGCAGAGGACUUCACAGAUCGUGACGCACCAGCAGCAGACUGUCGUGACGGAAAAUUCGAGUUCCAGAGUCCGAACUGUGCAGGGUGUGUCGGAAGAGGGUUUACCCGAUGGAGUCGCUGAUCGCAGACAAACACAACUUCCAUAAAAGCUGCUUUCGCUGCGAGCACUGCCGAGGCAAACUAAGUCUUGGAAACUAUGCCUCUCUCCAUGGACGAAUGUACUGCAAGCCACACUUCACGCAACUGUUCAAAUCCAAAGGAAAUUACGAUGAGGGAUUUGGACAGAAACCACACAAAGAACUAUGGAGUAAUAAGGAGAAUUCACCCGAAAAGACAAAA
This is a messenger RNA of Eleginops maclovinus (Patagonian blennie), 10541 nucleotides long. It is a transcript of the gene xirp2a, whose product is annotated as xin actin binding repeat containing 2a. Gene Ontology annotation, biological process: actin cytoskeleton organization; actin filament organization. The transcript is spliced from 10 exons. The coding region runs from base 167 to 10348 and encodes 3393 amino acids. NCBI's taxonomy places the organism in Eukaryota, Metazoa, Chordata, Actinopteri, Perciformes, Eleginopidae. Gene Ontology annotation, cellular component: focal adhesion; stress fiber. Gene Ontology annotation, molecular function: actin filament binding. The record is from RefSeq and is a predicted model, not a curated record.